ACGGAGCCGCCGCCGGCGGGAUGAGCGGGAGCGGCAACCCCGGGCCCGGCGCGGCGCCCUGCCGCUUCGCCCACUACUUCGUGCUGUGCGGCAUCGACGCGGAGAGCGGGCUGGAGCCCGACGAGCUGGCAGGAGAGAAUUUUGACCAGAGUCCCCUAAGAAGAACCUUCAAGUCCAAAGUUUUGGCUCAUUAUCCUCAGAACAUUGAGUGGAACCCCUUUGACCAGGAUGCUGUCAACAUGCUGUGUAUGCCCAAGGGGCUGUCCUUCAGGACGCAGGCGGACAACAGGGACCCGCAGCUGCACUCGUUCAUCAUCACCAGGGAGGACGGCUCCCGCACGUACGGCUUUGUGCUCACCUUCUAUGAGGAGGUCACGAGCAAGCAGAUCUGCACGGCCAUGCAGACGCUGUACCAGAUGCACAAUGCAGAGCAGUACAGCAGCGUCUGCGCCUCCUCCUCCUGCAGCAUGGACUCCCUGGCCAGCAGCAUCGACGACGCCGACGCCACGUCCCUCGCCAAGCUCCAGCGCUACAACUCCUACGACAUCAGCAGGGACACGCUCUACGUCUCCAAGUGCAUCUGCCUCAUCACCCCUCUGCCCUUCAUGCAAGCCUGCAAGAAGUUCCUGAUCCAGCUCUACAAGGCAGUGACCUCCCAGCAGCCUCCGCCUCUGCCCCUGGAGAGCUACAUCCACAACAUCCUCUACGAGGUGCCGCUGCCGCCCCCGGGCAGGUCGCUCAAGUUUUAUGGGGUUUAUGAGCCCAUCAUCUGCCAGAGACCUGGCCCCAAUGAGCUGCCCCUCUCUGACUACCCUCUGAGGGAGGUCUUCGAGCUGCUGGGCCUGGAGAACCUGGUCCAGGUCUUCACCUGUGUUCUUCUGGAGAUGCAGAUCCUUCUGUACUCGCAAGAUUAUCAGCGGCUGAUGACGGUGGCAGAGGGAAUCACAACGCUGCUCUUCCCGUUCCAGUGGCAGCAUGUCUAUGUCCCCAUCCUUCCUGCCUCUCUCCUGCAUUUCCUGGAUGCUCCUGUUCCCUACCUGAUGGGGCUACAGUCCAAGGAGGGAACCGAUCGCUCCAAGCUGGAGCUGCCUCAGGAGGCAAACUUGUGCUUUGUGGACAUUGAUAACCAUUUUAUCGAACUGCCAGAGGAAUUCCCGCAGUUCCCCAACAAGCUGGAGUUUAUCCAGGAAAUCUCCGAGGUUCUCCUGCAGUUUGGAAUCCCUCCAGAAGGCAACCUGCAUUGCAGUGACAGUGCCACCAAACUCAAGAACUUGGUUCUUAGUGACCUGGUGAAUGACAAGAAGAACGGGAACAUCCCCAGCAAUGCCCUCAACAUGUACGAGCUGCUGAAAGGCAACGAGACCAUCGCCCGCCUGCAGGCCCUGGCCAAGAGAACGGGCGUGACCAUGGAGAAAAUGACCAUCAGCACCCCCCUCACAGAGGAGAAGGAUGGGAAGCUGUCCGGUGAGGAGCUGGAGCUGAGGGACUACAAACUGAACGUGCAGCUCCGCGAGGUUUUCGCCAACCGCUUCACGCAGCUGUUCGCCGACUACGAGGCUUUCGUCAUCCAGGCUGCCCCCGACAUGGAGUCGUGGCUGACAAACAGGGAACAAAUGCAAAACUUUGACAAAGCUUCCUUCCUUUCGGACCAACCCGAGCCUUACCUCCCAUUCCUUUCACACUUCAUUGAAACACAGAUGUUUGCAACCUUCAUAGACAAUAAGAUCAUGUCCCAGUGGGAGGAGAAGGACCCUUUUCUGCGAGUUUUUGACUCCAGAAUUGAGAAAAUAAGGCUGUAUAAUGUCAGGGCCCCUGCACUGCGGACAUCCAACUACCAGAAAUGCAGCACUCUGAAAGAAGCAGCCCAGUCCAUCGAGCAGCGGCUGAUGAAGAUUGACCACACGGCCAUCCACCCCCACCUGCUCGACAUGAAGAUUGGCCAAGGGAAGUAUGAGCAAGGAUUUUUCCCAAAGCUGCAGUCAGAUGUCUUGGCAACAGGACCCACCAAUAACAACCGCUGGGCCAGCCGCAGCGCCAGCACGCAGCGCAGGAAGGACCGGCUGCGUCAGCACUCGGAGCACAUCGCGCUGGACAACGACAUGAGGGAGAAAUACAUGCAGGAGGCAAGGAGUUUAGGUAAAAAUUUAAGGCAGCCCAAACUCUCAGACCUCUCUCCAGCUGUGAUUGCACAGACCAACUGGAAAUUUGUGGAAGGGUUGCUGAAGGAAUGUCGCAUGAAGACUAAACGCAUGUUGGUAGAGAAAAUGGGCCAUGAAGCAGUUGAGCUGGGACAUGGAGAAGCCAACAUAACAGGUCUGGAGGAAAAUACACUGAUUGCCAGUCUCUGUGAUCUGCUGGAAAGAAUCUGGAGCCAUGGUCUGCAGGUCAAGCAGGGGAAAUCUGCAUUGUGGUCCCAUUUGCUUCAGUACCAGGAGAGAGAAGAGAAGCAAGAGCACAGUGCAGAGUCCCCAGUUGGUGGUGGAACAGAAAGGCGAAAGUCUGAUACAGGAAUUACUCUGCCUACAUUGAGGGUUUCCCUGAUACAAGACAUGAGACACGUUCAGAACAUGAGUGAGAUAAAGACGGAUGUGGGGCGAGCCCGAGCCUGGAUUAGACUUUCUCUGGAGAAGAAGCUUUUGUCUCAGCACCUGAAGCAGCUGCUUUCCAACCAGGCACUUGCAAAGAAGCUUUACAAGCGUUACGCUUUCCUGCGCUGUGAGGAAGAACGGGAACAGUUUCUGUAUCACCUGCUCUCACUCAAUGCUGUGGAUUAUUUCUGCUUCACAAGUGUCUUCACCACAAUCAUGAUCCCUUACAGGUCAGUGAUAAUUCCCAUCAAAAAACUAAGCAAUGCAAUAACCACAUCAAACCCGUGGAUAUGUGUGUCAGGAGAGCUGGGAGAUAGUGGUGUCAUGCAGAUUCCUAAAAACCACCUAGAAAUGACGUUUGAGUGCCAGAACUUGGGGAAGCUGACGACCGUUCAGAUUGGUCAUGACAACUCAGGGCUGCUGGCCAAGUGGCUGGUUGAUUGUGUCAUGGUCAGGAAUGAAAUAACAGGACACACGUACAAGUUCCCCUGUGGGCGGUGGCUGGGAAAAGGCGUGGAUGAUGGCAGUCUGGAGAGAAUCCUCAUUGGGGAACUGGUGUCCUCCACGUCCGACGAGGAGCUGGGCAAGCAGUGCCGCACCCCGCCCCAGCAGAAGUCUCCCACUGUCACUCGGCGCCUGAGCAUCACCUCCCUCACGGGGAGGAACACCAAGCCUAAUGCGGGGCAGAUCCAAGAGGGAAUCGGGGAAGCUGUGAACAACAUUGUGAAACACUUCCACAAGCCAGAGAAAGAGAGAGGGAGCCUUACCAUUCUGUUGUGUGGGGAGAAUGGUCUGGUUGCAGCCCUGGAGCAGGUCUUCCACCAUGGGUUCAAAUCAGCUCGUAUUUUUCACAAGAAUGUCUUCAUCUGGGAUUUCAUAGAGAAAGCUGUUGCUUACUUUGAAACCAGUGAUCAGAUUGGAGACAAUGAGGAGGCCCUUCUGCUUCAGAGAUCUUCAUGCAAAACCUUCUGUCAUUAUGUCAAUGCCAUCAAUACAGCUCCAAGGAACAUUGGAAAGGAUGGCAAAUUCCAGAUCCUGGUUUGCCUGGGGACAAGGGACCACCUGCUGUCCCAGUGGAUCCCGCUGCUGGCGGAGUGCCCGCCCAUCACCAGGAUGUACGAGGAGAACGCUCUCCUGCGGGACCGCAUGACUGUCAACUCCCUCAUCCGGGUCCUACAGACAUUGCAGGAUUUCAACAUCAUCCUAGAAGGGUCGCUCAUUAAAGGAGUGGAUGUUUAGCAUGGCUUUGCUGAGAACUUCAUUACUCCUUUCCCAAACAAGCAAACCACAAUUGGAGACCUGUCAGGACUUGAAUGCCAUGGUAGUGCACCACUGUAAGGCAAAGCUGCUGGUGGAAGCAGGAUUGGGAAUCCCAGUUUGUGCCCGAUGGGGACUGGCCUCUAAAGCUGCAGAAAGCUAAGAUGCAGUAUUGUAGUUUAUUUGAAACAGAAAUUUAGUACAAAAAAUAGAGUAUUUUCAUGUGUUAGAUGUGUGUAAAUAUGCUAUCUUUCUUUAAGAAAUUAUAUUACUCUAAGAAAUUUUUCUUAGAAUGAAUGUUCUUGUUCUGACUAUGAGUAGCUUAAACCCAGGGGAAGGACUUGGGGGAGGGAGGGAAGGACCAAGGUGGGAAGGGAUGCCGCUACUUGCUUGCGAGGAAGAAGCCAAUCAACGUGUAAAUACAGUGCAAACUCAGCAGGGCUUUUUUCAGGUAUUGCAAAUUAACACAGCAAAUAUCCUUCUGUAGCCAUUGUGAUUGUGUCACUCUUGGAAAUGCUGUAAGCAUAUGCUGGUUUACCCUACUGUACAUGGUCUCUCUUAGUUUGUUGUUUGUUCAAGGACUCGCCUUCCAUGCAUGGAAGCAGUGAGUUGUUGGGUUUUCUUCUGUAAGGUCUUUUGUCUCACUCCUGUUGAUCUCCAAAAGGGGAAACAAGUGUUGGAAUGCUUAAACACUGGAGAGAAGGACUGCUGUCAGCCUCAGAGCCUGAGAGGAUGAGACACCCCUGGAAGCCUUGCUGCUGCAGCCUGAGAUGGGGAAUGCUGGCUUGCUUGACUCGCUCAGUGUGUCCCUUCCCUGUCUGGAUGUUCUCAUGAUUCACCCUCAGCCAGUUUGUGUUAUGGAUGACCUUUUUAUUUUUCUCAUGAUGAGGAGUUUGGUUUAUGCCAAAUUCUUGCUGUACUUGAGAAGAAUCAUUGCUGUAGAACAACAAAUGCUGCUGUUGCUGUGCUACCAAACUGUAUCAGCUGGCUUUGAAAUGCUGACAGGUGAUGAAUCUUCCUUUAUCCUGCACAAUGAGUGUUCCUAGGGGAGUACAGGAUCCAGGAUGACUUUUUUUUCUCAAUUAUCCAGCUACAAAAUGAAAAGGAAUUAAGCAAAAGGAGGAAAAAAAAAAUCUCAUGUUGAUAUUUUGAGGCUUCUCUCCUACACUUUCUUUGUAUGCACUAAUACAGUGUAUAUAUGGAGAUACAGCUCUUGAAGAGGAGCUGGGAACAACUGUAUGAUACAGAUUGAACAAGAGAUUAUAUCAAAAUCACCUUGUGAACACCAUGUAGCAAAUACAGAGUGUAUUUUCCAUUCUUGUGGAUGGAGUUGGAAGGGUCUGAUGACACAGCUGACUUCACCUGGUUUUAAUUUUUGGAAGUUAGUUCAAAUACAGGUUUUUUGCUUUCACUUGUUUAUUCCCUACGAUCUUGG
This is a messenger RNA of Melozone crissalis (California towhee), 5280 nucleotides long. It is a transcript of the gene DENND5B, whose product is annotated as DENN domain containing 5B. Gene Ontology annotation, molecular function: small GTPase binding; guanyl-nucleotide exchange factor activity. The record is from RefSeq and is a predicted model, not a curated record. NCBI's taxonomy places the organism in Eukaryota, Metazoa, Chordata, Aves, Passeriformes, Passerellidae. The transcript is spliced from 21 exons. The coding region runs from base 21 to 3827 and encodes 1268 amino acids.